ACACAAUGGCACAAGUAGUAGAACGUUUGUUAGAAACAACCGUAGAGCAGUUGCGUAUCUUUCAAAAGCUAAAAGUGAUAACAGAACACGAAGCGAAACAAAUUAGUCGCAAGAGAAGGAGUCUGGAAAGAAAUCUUCUUCAAAGGGAAACAACCCCAAAACACUACUUUCGAUAUCUUCAGUAUGAACACAACGUACAGCUGCUUUUGAAAAGACGAGUGAAGAAGCUUGAUAGAAAGGAUGUUACUUCAAUCGACAAGACUAGAUUGAGAAGGGCUUUAUUCCAACAAGAUAGCCGAGUCAUGUUCUUAUUCAACCGUGCCAGUCGAAAGUUUCCUAUGGAUUGGACGGUGUGGAAAAAUUAUUUGAAAUAUUGUUUACAGACCAAUAGCUCUAGACUGGCUAGUCGGGUUUUAGGAAGGGCGUUAGCAAGGUUACCAAACUUGGAAGAGUUGUGGUUGAUAGCUAUCUCCUUCGAAUUUGAUCAUAGAAAGAAUAUGCGAGCUGCAAGAGUUAUAGCACAGAGAGCUCUGAGACAGUUGGAGAACUCUCAAUUGCUAUGGAAAGAAUAUUUUCGAAUAGAAUUAUAUUAUCUUUGCCGACAACUAUUUCAACGACAGUAUCUAGGUUUACCGAUACCUGAAAGGGAAAAAGUAGAGAACUCCCAAAGUUUCACUGAACUUAAUCAUAGAGAUACAGUAUGUUCACAGGAAGUAAGCGACGAUCAUAUUCCCCUUCAAGAUAGCGAUAUGGAGGAAGACAAUGAAGAUAAUCAACUUUUGUUGGACGAAGAGCUUGACCUUGUUUAUCGAGACAUCUCGCAGCAUUCAUCCAUUUCUCAUGAUAGUACAAAAGGAAGCGAUCAAAACCAGACAAUUUCUAUUUCUGUAUCGUUUUGGGAAGGCUGUACAGUGUUGUUGAUUUUGAAGCAUAUCCUUCAAAAAUGGGAAACGGAUGAUCAUUUUCUUGCAAGCUUAGUUCAACUUGUUAUGGAGACACCAUUUAGCCCCCAAGUUUUGAAGAAUGAAAUAAGGAGUUUGAUAUUCUCAAAGCUGCGAACUUACGAAAACUGUCGUCUAGCAUUAGUGAAGGGUUGGUUCCAAUCGGAUUCCAAUAGUUUGAGUUCAUUUCAGUGUAAUGAACUUUUGGACCAACUCAAAGAAAUUGUUCGAGAUAUUCCUACACGUGACGUAUUGAAUAGAUGUUGUGAAGUAAUGGAUAGUUUGUCUAUGAAAGAGGAGCUGAAGCAAUCGUUUUUAAAUUGGGUGAGUAAGCUGGAUAGGAGUUUAAUCGAAGAUUCGCAUACAUUGAUCAAAACUAUUCAAAGUGAAUCUUUGGACAGUCUGAUAACAACAUGGCAGCAUAUAAAGGAUGAGAAGGAGAGAAAGAAUAUGGAGUGCUUCAUUAUAGAUCGGUUGGAACAAGAAGUUUUUGAUAGUAAGGAUGCAAAUGUUGACAACAAAAAAGCUUUGUUGUCCAUUCAGUUUUUAAAUGGCGAAAUGGGGACACUGGCAUCAUUGAAUAAUUUGGAAUGUCUGGAACGAAUAAGAAAGCUCUAUGAUAGAAUUCUUCAUCUUUGUCCUAUGAACGUGUCAGUGAUUCGGAUAGCUAUUCAUGUGGAAGAAAGACAGAAUCAUGACAAACAGAGUAUCCACCGUUUGCGCAAGUUAUUUGAUGCUUGGUGUGAAGUAGAAGGAAGUGUGUGUAUUGACUGUUGGUUACAAUAUAUUACAUUUGAACGCAAAUGCAGUGGACCUCAUAGAGUUACUCAACUAUAUUGGAAAGCCAUGAAGAUGCUACAGAACAAAGCAGAAUUUAUGGAGAGAUUUUCACUUUUACAACAUCAGUUACAAGGAUAGCAAGAGAUGUGGAAGACAUACUGAGGUUUUGAUUGUGAUUGAUGGGAGACCGUUCUUAGAAUGAAUUGAUUCCAGUCGCUACUUAUUGACUUAGUCAUCUUAUUUUUUUCUUUAUAAAAGAAGUCUUUAUUCGAAGAUAUAGGAGAUGUUCAGUUUCUUAUA
This is a messenger RNA of Galdieria sulphuraria, 2021 nucleotides long. Its product is annotated as U3 snoRNP component Utp6p-like protein. Bases 6 to 1859 code for a protein of 617 amino acids. Gene Ontology annotation, biological process: maturation of SSU-rRNA from tricistronic rRNA transcript (SSU-rRNA, 5.8S rRNA, LSU-rRNA). Lineage: Eukaryota; Rhodophyta; Bangiophyceae; Galdieriales; Galdieriaceae. Gene Ontology annotation, cellular component: small-subunit processome; Pwp2p-containing subcomplex of 90S preribosome. The transcript has a single exon. The record is from RefSeq and is a predicted model, not a curated record. Gene Ontology annotation, molecular function: snoRNA binding; protein binding.